Messenger RNA from Sclerotinia borealis F-4128, 1551 nucleotides. Lineage: Eukaryota; Fungi; Ascomycota; Leotiomycetes; Helotiales; Sclerotiniaceae. The record is from the annotation of a GenBank genome assembly.
AUGGCGCCAUUCUUUGACAGUAAUAGUGCCAUUCUCAUUUCUUUCUUUUGCUGCCUGAUUAUAUCUAAGAUCGCUUGGGAAUUUCUAUUCUCCCCAUUGAGACAUUUCCCCGGCCCCGUCACUGCUAAGUUCACGAACUUCCAUCGUGCAUUUGAGGCCUACUCGGGGCAUAUCGACAAGCAAAAUAUAGAUUCGCAUCGCAAGUAUGGCAUAGCUGUUCGAAUUGGCCCAAAUACCAUCAGUUUCAGUGAUCCAUCUUUGAUUGGGACAAUAUAUACAACCAAGAAUGCUUGGCUUAAGAGUGAUAUGUACAGGCCUAAUGAUGUCCUCCUUCAAGGAAAGCGGAUGUCAAAUUUCUUCAAUACCGCAGAUACCUCGUGGCACGACAAAUACAUGAAGCCUGUCAGGGGUCUUUGGACCAUGACAAAGGUUCUGGAAGUCGAGACCUUAAUCGACGAGACUUUGGAGAGGCUCAUCGAGAAGCUGAGCACCAGUUUCGCGGAUGUAUCGAAAACUUGCAUGAUGGAUGAUUGGCUAGCAUAUUUUGCUUGGGAUGUAACAGCCAAUGUCAAUUUUGGACGACCGUUUGGAUUCAUUGAUCAAGAAAAGGAUGUCGACGACCUCAUUGGUGAUUCUACGAGAGGGCUUUACUACUUUGCCCCUGUUAGUCAAAUCCCGUGGAUUGACAACUUCCUCGAUAAGAAUCCAAUCAUUCGAAUUGGCCCUAAGCCAACUUUGACAGGAGUUAUAUACACCUUUAAAGUUGUCGCCCAAUACCAACAAGAACUCUUAUCGCCCGGUCACAAAUCCAAACCCGUUAAUCACUUCCUCAAUAAAUAUCUUAAGCUCAAAGAAACGAAUCCGGACCUCGUUGACGACAGUCAAAUCGUAAACUAUCUCAUGCUCAGUAUUCUCGCAGGCGGCGAUACCACCUCAUCCAUCAUGCGGGCUGUUGUAUACUAUCUCUCUAAAAGUCCAUCCGCCUAUACAAAACUCACAGACGAGCUGUACAAUGCAAACCUCUCGCUACCAGCACAAUGGAAAGACAUCCGUGAUCUUCCUUACUUGAACGCAGUUCUCCGUGAGAGUAUACGUAUGAAUCCGGGUAUCGCUAUGAUAUUAGAGCGAGUCGUUCCCGAGUCUGGUUUUACCCUCCCGGAUGGUCGAUAUAUUCCUGGCGGAACAAACGUGGGCAUUAAUCCUGCAGUCACAAAUCAUGAUCAAAAUGUCUUUGGGAUAGACGCUGAUUCUUUCAAUCCUGACCGGUGGCUAAAGGAGGAAGGGGAGAGCCAACAAGCUUUUGAUGCACGCUAUAAACAUAUGGCUAGCAUCGUGGAUUUUACAUUUGGUGGUGGAAGUCGAGUGUGCAUGGGAAAACAUUUGGCCCAGUUGGAAUUGUGGAAGUUGUUUGCUACUUUAUAUAGUAUCUUUGAUAUCAAACUUACGGAUCCCGAACACACAUGGAAGUACCAUGAUGCCUGGUUCGUUUAUCAAUGGGACAUACCUAUGAUAGUUUACCGUCGGGCUCGAAGUCGUACCUCAACAACUUGA